Molecule: messenger RNA, 3186 nt
Organism: Coccidioides posadasii C735 delta SOWgp
Lineage: Eukaryota; Fungi; Ascomycota; Eurotiomycetes; Onygenales; Onygenaceae
Source: RefSeq, a predicted model, not a curated record
AUGAAUGAGACUCAUGCCAAAGCCAUGCUUGGCUUGACAGCGGAGGAGCUACUUGAUCUGAAAAAGGUCAUGCAAGAGCUUCACGACAAGGAGAUCCAGGGCCUUAUCCAUCAAGCGGUAGCUAAGAGGGUGCUGAAGGAGAGCCGGAUUGCUGUGGUGGAGCGCGCCAUUUCUCAAGGGAGCUUCGCCAAUAAGGUCCUGCAGGCCUGGGAGAGCGAGUCUAACCGUGAGAAUGUCCGUGGGGCGCUUGUGUGGCUUCUUGUGCAGGUCCAGUACCAGAAAACAAGACCAACGUCUUCCCUCUCCGCACUUGAGUCUCUUGAGACCUGUCCCACUACGUCAAGCACUCCGUGGUAUGUGCCGGGUUUGGCCAAGCCUCUGACGCCCGCGGCCAAAGAACUCUACCGAGCCAUUAUCUUCACCAGAAACACAGUCUCUGGCUCUGUGUCGGUCUGCCAGGUUAAUGAAUUGCCGUCACAUCGCACGCUAGACAGGCAGGGAACACUCUCCGAGGAGGAUUGGACAGAGUGGCAGAGUAUUCUGACUGCUGACUGUGAAUUUUACUGUCCCCAGGACAGCAUGCGUGUGGACACGACCGUUGAUGAGCUGCAUUGUGACCGCGAGGAUGGCUUCAAUGGAAUUGAUAGCAUGGCUAGCCACCCAGACACUCCAAUGGACUUGGACACCGUGAUAGAUCCACCAAACCCAGGCGCUGUGCCCACUGCCUCCACCGAAGCUCAGGAUCCUCAGGAUGGCCCAACCCAGGUCAUGGAUGACCGUGAAUGUGACUCCACACCUGCACAUAUUGUGGUUGAGCGGCCGGUUUCAAGAACAACAUCAGCACCAACCAAGGAUAGUGAAAUUCAAAAUGAAUACCCGCCAGCUUCACCCAGUGAAAUUCAAAAAGAGCGCCGCUCCCCGGAUGUUGAGAUGAUCAAUGGUGACGACACUUUACCCUUGGACACAGGUUAUGAGUUUCUUGACGAGGUGACACAACUGGGACCUGAGCCACAAACCAGUGACGAGGGCAACACUGAGCAAGUUGACCCGGCGGAACUCAUCAAGCCUGGCAGAUUUCGAUGUGAGCAGAUGGACAGCCAAACAUGGCGGGAUUUCACCAGUUUCUUCAUGCUCCCGCAGAAUGAAAAUGACGGCACAGACCCAACCAGGAAGAUCCUUAUCCGUGGCAUGCUGCGAGACGCCCCGCCCCACCAGCUGUACUGUGCAUUCUGGAUGCUUCUCAAGGAUCAAGGAUUAGAGCAAGGUGGAUUCAUUGCUGACGAGAUGGGAAUUGGCAAAACCAUGGAGGUGAUAUUGUACUUUGUCCUGGGUGCCUGGAUCAUCUACAACCGCCUGCACAUCAAACAGUGCCGUAAGGAUCCAGCAAUGGCCAACAAGCACCUCCCUGCGGUCAUGGACACAGAAGAAGGACACAAGGGUCCAAAGCAGCAUCACCUAAGAUGUCCCUCUCAGGAUAUGUUCCCCAUUCUGUGUGCCUGUGUUCCGGACGGGGUGACUGCACGCUGUCUGAGUCAACCGCUGCAAGGUGCAAUGCUGGUGGUAGUGCCCAAAGGUCUCCUUCUCCCGUGGGCGAGAGAGUGGGCCGACUCUAUCCCCGGUGACUCAGGGAACUGUCUGAAACUGAAUCUCUUCAUUGGCCAUGGAGACUUGACUCCCACAAAGGUUGGCAACUUGGGCCACGCGUUCAUACAGACCGCACAGCAUGCGACGCUGAGACAACAUGACCUGGGUCCCCAGCAGUGUUAUCGGCACAUGUUCCUGACCACCCCGGGCUCGCUCUCCAGCCGUGUGAUGAUACCCCUCCAUGACAUUCAGAAACAAGAUGCCCAGCAAUUGCGAUGGCGAGCCGUGAUCCGAGAUGAAUGCCACCAGGAGAAGGGCUUUGACAGCAAGACCAUCAGGCAGUUUCGAGAGAUCAACUCAGCCGCAGGGAAGCAAGGCUACGCCCCAGCCACCUGGCUGCUCUCCGGGACACCGUACGAUAAAGGACCGACAGACAUGCUCUCCUGGAUGACGAUACUGGCCACUGCCGGAUGGGAAAAUGACGCCAGACUGCAAUUUGCCCAACAUGAUCAAUGGAAGACCCUCUCAGCCAGAGUGCAGCUACUGAUCAGCAAGAAGCAGCUGUCCAGAACGGACCAGAUUGAGUUCCGGUCAGCAGCACACCAGUUUGGUCAGGUGCUCGAGUGUCUGAUGAUCCGCCGCACCACCGAGACAAGUUGGUUCAACAAACCCAUCAUGGAGCUGCCCCCCAACCGCCAUCAUGAUGUCCUCUGCAGCCUAGAGCCCAAGGUCAGAGACGAGCUCCAGCGGCGUGAGGAGCGUGAAAUUCAAAAACUAAAAGACAGCUACAUGAGAAGCUUGCAGGAAUGGAAGAAGCACGGUCAAGGAUCUAAACCUGAGCUUUCCAGCCAGACUUUUUUCAAGAAGUCGCGCAUAAACCGGAUCAUUGCCAUCUUCCCAGCCCUUCUGGACCUCAUGAAGACCGAGCAACGCGAGCUCAAGCUCACCGAUGAGGAGAUGAUGGAGAACGGGUGGCAUGCUGGUGGGGACAAGGAGGCACCCUACAUUCAUGCAAUCGAUGCCCUGGCCAAUUCCAGCUCCAAGUGUCGUGCGAUUCAACACAUCCUGCAGGGCAUGGGGAGAGACUAUCGUGGGCGCCCAGAGAAGAUUGUUAUCCUGACAGAAUUCCCCCGCGUGGUUCACAUGCUUGAGGUGUGGCUGCAGAAGCAAGGCUACUGCGUCGCAGCAGUCUAUAGCAGUAUGAGUGUUGAGGACCGAGACACGUGCAUCAACGCCUUCAAUCGGGACCUGCCACUGCCUGGAGGUGAGACUGAUGCAAGUCCAGGCGUCCUGAUCAGCACCCUGGAGAUCCUAGGCGUGGGCUACACCUGUGUUCGUGCCUUCCGACUUAUCCUGCUGAGCCCGAGCUGGUUGGAGAGGGAUGAGGCUCAAGGCAAGGCACGCAUCCGCCGCUACGGGCAGAUGAACGAGGCCACGUACACCUACCGCCUGGUGUGCAGAGAUGUCCAGGUCGAAAGCAACAUCCUUGACCGGCAGGCAAUGCGGAAGAGUUUCAAUGAACUGGCCAUGUCGCUGCAGAGAGAGGUUGGUAUAGUUCCAGACAUCAUUGAUCUGGAUACAGGAUAUAUGGAACAACCAUGA